AUGUCUCCUUCGACUACCCUGAUCCCUCCCGAUGCCGACGAUAUCACGACCAUCGCACAAGUCGUACAACCGCCUCAGAUUGCACCGCACCGCUCCCAUGACCCAACUAACAAUCUCAAACGCAGCGACCCGUUUCAGUUCGGUUCGCGCUACCUCGAGCAAGGUGACGAUGUGUUUGAGUUCAACGCCUGGGACCAUGUCGAGCCGGAUGACAACUUCAAGGCUUUUGCUGAGGAGCAAUACGCCAAGCAGCGCGCAUCUCCCGUGUCCGAUUUUGACAAGAAACGCUUCAACACCGACCCCGUGAAGUGGUGGAAUCUAUUCUACAAGAACAAUACGGCCAAUUUUUUCAAAGACCGCAAGUGGCUGCGUCAGGAAUUCCCUAUCCUGGCUGAAGUCACUAGUGCCGGGGCUGGCCCGAAAGUAGUCCUGGAGGUGGGCGCAGGCGCUGGAAAUACAGCGUUCCCUUUGGUGAAUAAUAACAAUAACGAGGAACUCAUGGUCCAUGCGUGCGAUUAUGCCAAGACUGCGGUCAAGGUAAUGCGCGAGAGCGAGCACUACAACACGAAGUAUAUGACUGCCGAUGUGUGGGAUGUCACGACCAAGCCGGACGAGAAUCAGGAUUCCCUGCCACCAGGGUUGACCGAGGGGUCUGUGGAUGUGGUCAUUUUGAUUUUCAUUUUCUCAGCCCUAGCUCCGAACCAGUGGGACCAGGCGCUUCGCAACGUGUACCGCGUGCUGAAACCCGGUGGUCAAGUCCUGUUCCGUGAUUACGGCCGAGGAGACUUGGCCCAGGUCCGUUUUAAGAAGGGCCGGUAUCUGGCAGAGAACUUCUACAUCCGUGGCGAUGGCACGCGAGUGUAUUUCUUUGAUAAAGACGAACUGCAGCAAAUGUGGACUCAGUGGACGCCGGAGAAGGGUCUCCCCGAGAGACCAGUGGAGGGUGAUACCAGGUCUACGGAUCAACCUGCCCCUACCCCUGACACAGGAGUGUUCGACGUGCAGAAAUUAGCCGUUGACAACCGAUUGAUUGUCAAUCGCCAGAGCAAGCUGAAGAUGUACCGGGCUUGGAUUCAGGGUCAUUUUGUCAAGCGGGAAAACGUCACUCCCGCGGGCGACGGCAGCACAUCAUCAUAA
Messenger RNA from Aspergillus tanneri, 1137 nucleotides. RefSeq names its product tRNA(Thr) (cytosine(32)-N(3))-methyltransferase. The coding region runs from base 1 to 1137 and encodes 378 amino acids. Gene Ontology annotation, molecular function: tRNA (cytidine-N3)-methyltransferase activity. NCBI's taxonomy places the organism in Eukaryota, Fungi, Ascomycota, Eurotiomycetes, Eurotiales, Aspergillaceae. The record is from RefSeq and is a predicted model, not a curated record. The transcript has a single exon.